Messenger RNA from Prunus persica (peach), 1313 nucleotides. RefSeq lists its product as uncharacterized. The transcript is spliced from 9 exons. Lineage: Eukaryota; Viridiplantae; Streptophyta; Magnoliopsida; Rosales; Rosaceae. The record is from RefSeq and is a predicted model, not a curated record. Bases 183 to 1082 code for a protein of 299 amino acids.
CUUCUCUCAUUCCUCCUCCCACUCCUUCAUUGUUCAACACCUUUAGCAUUGCUUUCUCUCCCAGAGUUCUCUCCUUGCAAGAAAGAAACUCUCUCUCUUUUUUUCUUUCUUUCCUCCCUUCUGCUUCUCUCUCUUAAUCAGUCAAUUUGGUUUUGGCAUUUUAUUCUGGUUUCUUGAUCGAAAUGGAAUUCGACGACCGAUACAGGCAAGCUCAGAGGACCAAAUACGAUUGCCUUCUGUUUGAUCUAGAUGACACACUAUAUCCCUACAGUACUGGGAUUGCUACAGCAUGCAGAAACAAUAUAGAAGAUUAUAUGGUUGAAAAGCUUGGCAUUGAGAGGAGCAUAAUCCCUGAAUUGGGUAACCUGCUGUACAAGAAUUAUGGAACUACAAUGGCUGGUCUCAGGGCUAUUGGCUAUGACUUUGACUAUGAUGAAUAUCACAGUUUUGUCCAUGGAAGAUUACCUUAUGAGAACAUAAAACCUGACCCGGUUUUGAGGAACCUUCUGCUGAACCUGCCUUAUCGGAAAAUCAUAUUCACAAAUGCAGACAAGGUCCAUGCUGCUAAAGCACUAAGCAGGCUUGGAUUGGAAGACUGUUUUGAAGGGAUUAUUUGCUUUGAGACCCUCAAUCCUACUCACAAAAGCAUUGUCUCUGAUGAUGAAGAUGACAUUGAGUUUGUGGGACCUGCAGCUGAAGUUCCUGCAACAACAACUAGCAGCUCUCAAAUUUUUGACAUCAUUGGCCAUUUUGCUCAACAAAACCCCACUUCCAAAUUACCCAAAACACCAAUUGUGUGCAAACCAUCAGAAGCCGCCAUAGAACGGGCUCUCAAGAUAGCCAACAUUGAUCCUCAGAGAACACUGUUCUUUGAAGAUAGCGUCCGCAACAUACAAGCUGGCAAAAGAGUGGGACUUCAAACUGUGCUGAUUGGGACAUCCCAGAGAGUUAAAGGCGCAGAUUAUGCACUAGAAAGCAUUCACAACCUCAGGGAAGCACUGCCAGAGCUUUGGGAGGUUGAAAUGAUAUCUGAAGUUCGUUACUCUGGGAAGGUUGCAGUGGAGACAUCAGUCACAGCUUAGGUUUUGUGCCAGCAAGCACUAGUUUGUAUGAGGAAAGAAAUCAUGUUUGUGGGAUCUUACCAUCCCAUUUUCCUCAUCAUUUUAAAAAAAAAAAAAUUCCCAUUUUCCUUGUCAUUGUGAUCCCCUCUUAUUCAUAAUAAAAUAUAUAUUUUAUGUUUUCACACUGUAAAUGUGAACGAAUAUUCAUGUAAAAAUCCUCCUAAUCAAUCAAUUUAAUAAAAUAACAUUAAC